Molecule: messenger RNA, 1093 nt
Organism: Tripterygium wilfordii
Lineage: Eukaryota; Viridiplantae; Streptophyta; Magnoliopsida; Celastrales; Celastraceae
Product: vesicle transport protein SFT2B
Exons: 6
Coding region: 189-716 (175 amino acids)
Biological process (GO): vesicle-mediated transport
Cellular component (GO): membrane
Source: RefSeq, a predicted model, not a curated record
UACUACAAUUAUUUCAAUUUGCGAGUCGCGAAGACCCACACAUCUCAAUCCCAGUUGCGAAGUACCAAUCAAGCAUUCCGAGCGCUUUGCUUUCAGAGUUUAUCUUGUGAUUGAAGCAUAGUCGGUAGAUCUAACAGAGACCCUAAUAUUUACUUAAGAAACAAAGAAGAGGGAGAAGGAGUGAGAAAAUGGAUAGGAUGAACCAGGCAUUUGAGAAGGUGAAGAUGCUGGUGGGAAUGGAAGUAGAAGACGACGAAGAACAAGAAGCAGCCGAUAACAACAGCAGUUUUAUGGAUGAGUUUAAUCGUGAAUGCACACUCACUACUAAACAGAGAUUUUAUGGUUUUGCCAUAUGCUUCGUUGCUGGCUUUACUUGUACGAUAUUGUCGAUGCUGGUUUUCUUUAAUCCAGUCAAGUUCGGCAUCACAUUUACAUUUGGAAAUUUGCUUUCACUUGGAAGCACAGCAUUUCUCAUAGGCCCAAAGCGACAAGUGAAUAUGAUGCUUGAUCCUGUUCGAAUAUAUGCCACAGCCUUAUAUCUUGCAAGUAUUAUUAUUGCCCUCUUUUGUGCUCUCUAUGUUCAUAGCAAACUGUUGACACUUCUGGCAAUAAUUCUAGAGUUUGGUGCACUAGUUUGGUAUAGCUUGAGUUACAUACCUUUCGCAAGGUCCAUGGUUUCAAAGGUCAUGCUAGCAUGCCUUGAUACUGAAUUUUAGUUUGAUUUCCACCAACAGAAAAGAGUGGGAACUUGAAUUAUUGAAGAACAUGAUUUAGGCAGAUAUCAUGCAGCCUAGCUGCGGUUGUACAGAGAGGGACAAAUUCAGCUGAAGUGUAUCCACUAUUAACGCCCAGUUUUGAAAUGUGAAUCAUCGAUGCAUUAUCAACUUCCUUCGGUUGUCCUUGUCAAGAUUAUUGGCUGUGACCGGUCUGUAAUAAUUUCUUUGCAUACUGGGUGCUUUGCAUGAAAUUGGUUUGGCUGUGUUCAGGGACGUUCACCUUUUUCAGACCAUGUGAAGUAGCUAAUUUUUGAGCUUUCUAAUGCAUAAAUACGUACAAAUGUUGAUGGCCUGAGCUAAGCGGCUUGUAAGUUUCA